AUGGCUAUGUUGAACCCUAUGGACUGGAUCAGAGAGAGCAGGGGCUCUCCUCGUCUAGUGCUUGUCGUUGUGUGUGUGGCCCUGCUGCUGGAUAACAUGCUGCUAACAGUUGUGGUUCCCAUCAUCCCAACCUUCCUGUAUGCCACAGAGCACCAGACACAAGAGCGCCCGUCUGCUGCCCCCUCUGAGGCUCAGCCCACCUACACCUCUGUCUUCUCUCUGUACGACAACAGCACCUACACCAGCAGCACUGCCAUCUCCUCCGGCGCUAAUGGAAGUUCAGGGCUCAAUGGCAGCUCUGCUGAGCGACACAGGUGUAAAGAGGACAGUGAGUUUUUGGAAGAGGAGAAUGUGAGGGUUGGGCUGCUGUUUGCCUCCAAAGCCCUGGUGCAGCUCAUGGUCAACCCAUUUGUGGGCCCACUGACUAACAGGAUUGGAUAUCACAUACCGAUGUUUGCUGGGUUUGUCAUCAUGUUUGUCUCCACAAUAAGGACAUUACAUCUCAUUAUUUAUCCAACUGUUUUCAAUACCCAACUCGUCCUUGCCUUCUUGGCUAUGUUUGAUGGAGCCCUCCAGCUCUGCAUCCUUCAGCCCUCAAAAAUAUCUCCAGGGAGUGUGGAAGGAACACCAUUACUCACCCUGCUGAAGGAUCCCUACAUACUCAUUAGUGCAGGGUCGUUGUGCUUUGCAAACAUGGGGGUGGCUAUUUUAGAGCCCACUCUUCCCAUCUGGAUGAUGCAAACAAUGUGCUCGCCAAAAUGGCAGCUUGGUAUGGCUUUCCUACCAGCCAGUGUUUCUUACCUCAUUGGGACCAAUCUGUUUGGAGUACUGGCCAAUAAAAUGGGAAGGUGGUUGUGUUCCAUGAUCGGCAUGCUUAUAGUCGGCAUCAGUCUGCUCUGUGUUCCCUUUGCCAAAGACAUCUAUGGGCUUAUUGGUCCCAAUGGAGGGCUGGGAUUUGCCAUUGGAAUGGUUGAUUCGUCUAUGAUAGCUAUAAUGGGUUACAUAGUGGAUAUUUGCCAUGUGUCUGUCUACGGAAGCAUGUACGCUAUUGCUGAUGUUGCACUCUGCAUGGGAUUUGCUGUUGGUCCAUCGACUGGAGGGGCCAUAGUAAGAGCCGUAGGCUUCCCCAAUCGCAUGGUGAUCAUUGGCUUUAUCAACAUCCUGUAUGCACCCCUUUGCUUCUUCCUCAAAAAUCCUGUUGUUCGGGAGGAGAAGAUGGCUAUUAUAAAUCAGGAGUGUCCAAUGCAUGUGAAGAGCUACAAUACACAGCAGGGGUACAGGGAAUUCCCUCUGAGUGAUGAAAGUGAGGAGGACACUGAAGAGUGAUGCACAUAUACUUAUAAAGGAACUUACCAACAAAUAAUCAGGACCUACGAGCAGCCCUGAUUCAAAAGGUUUAAAAUUAUUAAUAUAGCAACUUUCCCUAUCCUUCACUAUGAU
Molecule: messenger RNA, 1440 nt
Organism: Sinocyclocheilus anshuiensis
Lineage: Eukaryota; Metazoa; Chordata; Actinopteri; Cypriniformes; Cyprinidae
Product: chromaffin granule amine transporter-like
Exons: 13
Coding region: 1-1326 (441 amino acids)
Biological process (GO): aminergic neurotransmitter loading into synaptic vesicle; transmembrane transport
Cellular component (GO): terminal bouton; synaptic vesicle membrane
Molecular function (GO): serotonin:sodium:chloride symporter activity
Source: RefSeq, a predicted model, not a curated record